Drosophila kikkawai is the source of this 7498-nucleotide messenger RNA. RefSeq names its product sodium leak channel non-selective protein na (gene na). NCBI's taxonomy places the organism in Eukaryota, Metazoa, Arthropoda, Insecta, Diptera, Drosophilidae. The record is from RefSeq and is a predicted model, not a curated record. Gene Ontology annotation, molecular function: monoatomic cation channel activity. Gene Ontology annotation, biological process: transmembrane transport; positive regulation of synaptic transmission, cholinergic; monoatomic ion transport. Gene Ontology annotation, cellular component: plasma membrane.
GGCGUUGUCGUGGUUGGGGGUUGCAAGCCAGCUUUGUCACUGGAGCAUUGUCACCUUAGUUGCUUGACUGAGGCUCUAAAGCUCUGACUGACUGGCGGCCGAGAGUCCUGCCUUGGCGUUGGAGUUCGCGUUCGAGUUCGAGUUCCCUCGCAUCCUGUGAUUAAUUUUUUUAGUGUGUGGACAAAGGAAGAGCCAAAGCCAGGUCAUAAUCCGUGUAUAUAUAUUCCUGCAGCGGCCUGUUUAGCUCCUCUCCCUUAAAGAAAGGCCUUCUACAGCAGCAACUCCUCAGCCCCGGGGGGUGAAAACAUCCCCACACCCACUUCCAUCUACCCUCCCAACCGUGGCCAGGAUGAGCCGCUUGAAUGAUUGACCGCCUUCAGAUUCGUCGCUUGGGUGCAGCUGCUAGAAACAAACGCGCAGGAGUAGGAGCGGGUGGAGGAGCUGGAGCUGGAGCAGGAUCAGUGGGAACAGCCGGAGCGACAGCAGCAGGAGCAGCAGCAACCGGCGCGGGAGCAGCAGCUGCAGGAGCAAGACCAGUUGCAGGAGCAAGUUCAGGUUCAGGCGUAGGUCAUCACUCCCACCCAACGCACUCGACCAGCGGCAUCAAUACGCCGGCCACGGCCAGCACGAGCUCAUCCAGCGGCAACAGCUUGACCCCGCAGCAGCAGCAUCAUCAUCAUCAUCAUCAUCAGCAUACUCACGGGCAUCACCACGGCGGCCAUCAUCACCAUUCCUCGCUGAGCCACCACUCGCACCACCAACACCACCCGCAGCAUCCCACCCACCUCGGCCACUCGCAACCGGCGUCGGCAAGCCAGUUUAGCUUCAAUCCCUCGCCGGGAAGCAGUCCUGGCAACGGGCUGGGAGCUCGCCAGGAUGCGGCCAGUGCGCUCAAUAGUCCCACAACCAUUGUGAACUCGGGCAGCGGCAGCGGAGGCGGCAGCAGCGUCGCCUUCGGGAUGCAGUCGCAGCAGCAGCAGCAGUCGCAGCAGCAGCUGGGCUCCUCCGCCACCGCGGCACCGUCCUCGGGCGGUGGCCACAACAAUGGAGCCGGCCUGGGUCUGGGCAGUUCAUCGGGAGGCGUGGGCGUCGUUGGGGUUGGCGGUGGCGGCGGUCUCAAUCUGCUUGGCGGCAUCGGUGGUCUGGGCGGCAUGGGUGGCGGAGCAGCUGCCGCCGGAAUGGGCAUCUGCGGUGGCAUCAGCAGCACCGUGGGCAGUGCCGCCAUCACCGGAGUGCCACCCAUCGGGCUGGGCAUUGCCACUGGCAUUGGCAACAAGAUAAUGCUUGGGCGGAAGCAGAGCCUCAAGGGCGGCGAACCCUUCCUCGCGGAUUAUGGGCCCGAGGAGUCGCUCAACGAGAGCGCCGACAUCGAGUGGGUGAACAAGCUGUGGGUGCGCCGCCUGAUGCGUCUCUGUGCCUUGGUCUCGCUCACCUCUGUUUCGCUCAACACGCCCAAGACCUUCGAGCGGUAUCCUUCGCUGCAGUACAUCACCUUCUUCUCUGACACGGCCGUCACGCUGCUCUUCACCGCCGAGAUGGUGGCCAAGAUGCACAUCCGUGGGGUAUUGCAUGGUGAGGUGCCUUAUUUGAAGGAUCAUUGGUGCCAGUUUGAUGCCUCCAUGGUCAGCUUCUUGUGGAUUUCUAUCAUUCUACAGAUCUUUGAGGUGCUCGAGGUAGUUCCCAAAUUCUCCUAUUUGUCUAUAAUGAGAGCGCCUCGUCCUUUGAUUAUGAUACGCUUUCUCCGAGUCUUCCUGAAGUUUAGCAUGCCCAAAAGUAGGAUAAAUCAGAUCUUCAAACGUUCGAGCCAGCAAAUCUACAACGUGACCCUGUUCUUCCUAUUCUUCAUGUCCUUGUAUGGCCUGCUGGGGGUUCAGUUCUUUGGCGAGCUCAAAAAUCAUUGUGUAAUGAAUAACACAGAGUACGAUCUGCUCAAGAGACCAAUCUUAACCAUCAACUCACUGGCCAUUCCGGACACUUUCUGCUCGAUGGACCCCGAUUCUGGCUAUCAGUGCUCGCCGGGCAUGCGCUGCAUGAAGAUGGACUUCCUCAGCAGCUACGUGAUAGGCUUCAAUGGCUUCGAGGAUAUUGCCACAUCUAUUUUCACAGUGUACCAAGCUGCCUCGCAGGAGGGUUGGGUGUUCAUCAUGUACCGGGCCAUAGAUUCCCUGCCCGCCUGGCGAGCCGCCUUCUACUUCAGCACCAUGAUCUUCUUCCUGGCCUGGCUGGUGAAGAACGUGUUCAUUGCGGUGAUCACGGAGACCUUCAACGAGAUCCGCGUCCAGUUCCAACAGAUGUGGGGGGCACGGGGACACAUCCAGAAGACGGCUGCCUCGCAGAUACUCAGUGGCAAUGAUUCCGGCUGGCGGCUGGUGACCAUCGAUGAUAACAAACAUGGUGGCUUGGCGCCGGAGACCUGUCAUGCCAUCCUGCGAUCGCCCUACUUCCGCAUGCUGGUGAUGAGCGUAAUCCUGGCCAAUGGCAUUGUGACGGCCACCAUGACCUUCAAGCAUGAUGGCAGGCCAAGGGAUGUGUUCUACGAGCGAUACUACUACAUAGAGCUGGUCUUCACCUGCCUGCUGGAUCUGGAGACGCUGUUUAAGAUCUACUGCCUCGGUUGGAGGGGCUACUACAAGCACUCGAUCCACAAGUUUGAGCUGCUCCUGGCCGCCGGCACCACGCUGCACAUUGUGCCCAUGUUCUAUCCCUCCGGACUGACCUACUUCCAGGUCUUGCGAGUGGUGCGCCUGAUCAAGGCCUCGCCUAUGCUGGAGGGAUUCGUGUACAAGAUCUUUGGGCCCGGGAAGAAGCUCGGAUCGCUAAUCAUCUUUACCAUGUGCUUGCUGAUCAUCAGCUCAAGCAUUUCGAUGCAGCUCUUCUGCUUCCUGUGCGACUUUACCAAGUUCGAGUCCUUUCCGGAGGCCUUCAUGAGCAUGUUCCAGAUCCUCACCCAGGAGGCCUGGGUGGAGGUAAUGGACGAGACAAUGAUACGGACCAGCAAGACCCUGACACCCCUGGUUGCCGUGUACUUUAUACUCUACCAUCUGUUCGUGACCCUCAUCGUGCUCAGUCUUUUCGUGGCGGUCAUUCUCGAUAAUUUGGAGUUGGACGAGGACAUCAAGAAGCUGAAGCAGCUCAAGUUUCGAGAGCAGAGCGCCGAGAUCAAGGAGACGCUGCCAUUCCGGCUGCGCAUCUUCGAGAAGUUUCCCGACUCGCCGCAGAUGACCAUCCUCCACCGCAUACCCAAUGAUUUCAUGCUGCCCAAGGUGCGCGAGAGCUUCAUGAAGCACUUUGUCAUCGAGCUUGAGACGGAGGACUCCCUAGUGGAGAACUGCAAGCGGCCGAUGUCCGAGUGCUGGGAGUCCAAUGUGGUCUUCCGCAAGCAGAAGCCCGUGCGGAUCAUGAACAAGACGGCCAAGGUCCGAGCGGCGGGCAGCAGUCUCCGCAAGCUGGCCAUUACGCACAUCAUCAACGACAGCAACAACCAGCGCCUGAUGCUGGGCGACUCCGCCAUGCUGCCAGUGGUGGGCACAAAAGGCGGCGGCGGCCUCAAGUCCCAGGGCACCAUCACCCACUCGAAACCGUGGCGCGUUGACCAGAAGAAGUUCGGCUCCCGCUCCAUCCGCCGCAGCGUUCGCUCCGGCUCCAUUAAGCUGAAGCAGACGUACGAGCAUCUGAUGGAGAAUGGCGACAUUGCGGCUGCUCCGCGGGCCAACUCUGGACGCGCCCGGCCCCAUGACCUGGACAUCAAGCUGCUGCAGGCCAAGCGCCAGCAGGCGGAGAUGAGGCGGAAUCAGCGGGAGGAGGAUCUGCGCGAGAAUCAUCCCUUCUUCGACACUCCCCUUUUCUUGGUGCCACGUGAGAGCCGCUUCCGCAAGAUCUGCCAGAAGAUUGUUCAUGCGCGGUACGAUGCCCGGCUGAAGGAUCCGCUGACAGGCAAGGAGCGCAAGGUCCAGUACAAGAGUUUGCACAACUUUCUGGGCCUGGUUACCUAUCUGGACUGGGUAAUGAUCUUCGCUACCACAUUGUCCUGCAUCUCCAUGAUGUUUGAGACGCCCAACUAUCGGGUAAUGGACCAUCCCACACUACAGAUUGCCGAGUACGGGUUUGUGAUCUUCAUGAGCUUGGAACUGGCCCUCAAGAUCCUGGCCGACGGGCUCUUUUUUACACCGAAAGCGUACAUCAAGGACGUGGCCGCUGCCCUGGAUGUCUUCAUCUAUGUGGUGUCCACUUCUUUCCUGUGCUGGAUGCCCCUGAAUAUACCCACCAAUUCGGCGGCCCAGCUGUUGAUGAUCCUGCGCUGCGUGCGGCCACUGCGAAUCUUCACCCUGGUGCCGCAUAUGCGCAAGGUGGUCUACGAGCUGUGCCGCGGCUUCAAGGAGAUCCUGCUCGUAUCCACCCUGCUCAUCCUGCUGAUGUUUAUCUUUGCCAGCUACGGUGUUCAGCUGUAUGGCGGUCGCCUGGCCCGCUGCAAUGAUCCAACGAUAUCAAGGCGGGAGGACUGCGUGGGUGUCUUUAUGCGACGCGUCUUUGUCACGAAGAUGAAGUUAACCCCUGGCCCGGAUGAGUCCUAUCCAGCAAUGCUGGUGCCCCGCGUCUGGGCCAAUCCGCGUCGUUUCAAUUUUGACAAUAUCGGUGACGCCAUGCUGACGCUCUUCGAGGUGUUGUCCUUCAAGGGCUGGCUGGAUGUGCGCGAUGUGCUCAUCAAGGCGGUGGGUCCGGUUCAUGCCGUGUAUAUCCACAUUUACAUCUUCUUGGGCUGCAUGAUCGGAUUGACCCUGUUCGUGGGCGUGGUGAUUGCCAAUUAUUCGGAGAACAAGGGCACGGCCUUAUUGACCGUGGACCAGAGGCGUUGGUGUGACCUCAAGAAGCGUCUGAAGAUUGCCCAGCCGCUCCAUCUGCCCCCCAGACCCGAUGGUCGCAAAAUUCGGGCCUUCACGUAUGACAUCACCCAGCAUAUUAUCUUCAAGCGGGUCAUCGCUGUGGUGGUGCUGAUCAACAGCAUGCUGCUCUCCAUAACGUGGAUCAAGGGAGAGGUGCAUACGGAACGCCUGGUGAUCGUCAGUGCGGUAUUGACCUUUGUCUUUGUGGUUGAGGUGGUGAUGAAGAACAUUGCCUUUACACCGCGCGGCUAUUGGCAAUCUAGGCGCAAUCGCUAUGACCUACUGGUCACCGUUGCCGGUGUGAUUUGGAUCAUUCUGCAGACGAUUCUGCGGAACGAUCUGUCCUACUUCUUUGGCUUCAUGGUGGUCAUCCUGCGCUUCUUCACCAUCACCGGCAAGCACACCACACUGAAGAUGCUUAUGUUGACCGUGGGCGUCUCUGUAUGCAAGUCCUUCUUCAUUAUCUUCGGCAUGUUUCUGCUAGUCUUCUUCUAUGCGCUGGCCGGAACAAUCCUUUUCGGAACGGUCAAGUUUGGCGAGGGCAUUGGUCGGAGGGCUAACUUUGGCUCCCCGGUCACCGGGGUGGCCAUGCUCUUUCGUAUUGUCACUGGCGAGGACUGGAAUAAGAUUAUGCACGACUGUAUGGUCCAGCCGCCGUACUGCACCCACGGCGAUAACUAUUGGGAGACGGAUUGUGGCAACUUCACCGCCAGCCUCAUAUACUUCUGCACCUUCUACGUGAUCAUCACCUAUAUAGUGCUCAACUUGCUUGUGGCUAUUAUCAUGGAGAACUUUUCGUUGUUCUACUCCAACGAAGAGGAUGCCCUGCUCUCCUAUGCGGAUAUACGCAACUUCCAGAACACCUGGAACAUUGUGGACAUCCAUCAACGUGGCGUCAUACCCGUGCGGCGGGUGAAGUUCAUUCUGCGCCUCCUAAAGGGCCGCCUGGAGUGCGAUCCCCAAAAGGAUCGCCUCCUGUUUAAGUACAUGUGCUAUGAGCUGGAUAAGCUACACAAUGGCGAGGAUGUAACCUUCCACGAUGUCAUCAACAUGCUGAGCUACCGCUCUGUGGACAUUCGCAAGGCCCUGCAGCUGGAGGAGCUGCUGGCGCGUGAGGAGUUCGAGUAUCUAGUGGAAGAGGAGGUGGCCAAGAUGACCAUUCGCACCUGGCUGGAGGGAUGCCUCAAGAAGAUAAGGGCCCAAAAUGCUAGUAAGCAACAGAACUCGCUGAUAGCUGGCCUGAGGGCCACUAAUGAGCAGCCUGUAAUGCGGCCCAAUGUCCAGGAGGACAAGGCUCCCCUGGGUUCAGCGGACAAGGCCACCAUCAGCACGAUCAGCGGAGUGGUGGCCGGUGGCUGUCCGCCCACCAGCGAUGCCUUCUCGCCCACAUUUAGUUCCACGGAAAACGAGGAGAAGGAUGUCAGCAGCAGUGCCGUUGUGCUGCCCCACCCAGAGCCGGGAGUGGCAGCAGUGACGACAACGGGAGUGGGACCAGGAGCGGGACCAGUAGCUGGAAUAGUCGGAGCACCGGUGGUGGCCGGGCGCCACGUCAUGGCUGUGAGCAAGCGGGGUUAUGCCCUCAACCGCUCCGACUCCACGGGCAGCUCGGCGGGGCGUAAGUUCCUGGCGCCCACCUCCAGCGAUCCGCAGCAGCGCUCGACGCUCAGCGACAAGGAGCGGCUCCACAUCAGCAGCCAGCAGAGGAAGAAGAACUCGAUGACCACACUGCCGCAUGCGGGGCAACUGGGCCAGCUGGGCAAGCAGAGGGCCGGGGCUGCCGGAAAUGUGGGUGGCGAGGCCAACAAGUCGACCAAUUUCUUUGCCCAGGUUAAUAGCGAGAUCGGCCAGUUCCAUUAUCCGACAAUAAACGCAGCCGCCGCCUAUGGGCACGGACACGGACAUGGUCAUGGGCAUGCCCACGGUCAUGGUCACGGGCAUGGCCAUGGGGCGGGACACGGCAUGGACCUGCAUCAGCAGCAGCAUCAUCACGGCGCCCUGGGCAGCCCAUCGGCCAUCAUGAGCCAGCUGAUCGGGGGCAGCGGGAAGCUGCUGCCGUUCAACAACCAGGCCAAUGUGGUCUACGAGGUGCACGAUUGGUGGCAGGAGCAGGUGCUCUGCACACAGACCAGCGACGACGAGAUCUAGUCCUGGCACAGGGGACCGCACAGUCCUCGGGAGCGCCUGGCAUUAACAUUAUCAACUAGUGGCCUAGAGUUUUGUAUAUGCCUAAGUAAAUACUAUAUAUGUAAAUGUUAACAGAUCGCAGAUGCGAUUGGCAACCAUUAGUUUUACAUAAGUUUAUUGUUUGUUGUUGUGCUAGAUGGAGGUAUGAUCGGUCAGUUGGUAACGGUAACAUUGUUAUACAUAGCUAAAAUAUAUUUAGAUAUAUACGAUAUAUUAUAUAUGUGACUCUGAGUGGACUCCACAACUCGCCAAUCAAAUAGGAAUGCCAAGAUCCCCAGAUCGUUUUCAAUUAGCCAAGUUUAUACCGAAUAUGUUAUAGAGAAGAAGCGUAUUGAGUUAUUUUGUGGGUGGCCAGACAUCGGCGCAGCACAAAUAAUAUUAACUAAAUACUACCAAAGCCCCAUUCAAUGCGACCUCUCUAUCUCUCUUGCAAA